Diatraea saccharalis (sugarcane borer) is the source of this 1785-nucleotide messenger RNA. The record is from the annotation of a GenBank genome assembly. Lineage: Eukaryota; Metazoa; Arthropoda; Insecta; Lepidoptera; Crambidae.
AUGGCCGCCAAUGGAAAGUUAGCUCUUCUUAGCGUGUCUGAUAAGACUGGUUUAGUGCCUCUUGCCAGAUGUUUGUCAGAGAUUGGCCUAGGCCUUGUUGGCAGCGGAGGAACGGCUACAGCACUCCGUAAUGCCGGUCUCAAAGUACUUGACGUAUCAGAUAUUACUGGAGCACCUGAGAUGCUUGGAGGACGAGUAAAAUCUUUACAUCCAGCUGUACAUGCUGGUAUAUUAGCUAGAAUCACAGACUCUGACCAGGCUGACAUGAAGCGGCAGAAGUUUGAUAUGAUCAGCGUUGUCGUAUGCAACCUGUACCCUUUCGUGGAAACAGUAUCAAAACCUGAGGUGACCAUCGCCGAUGCUGUAGAGAACAUCGAUAUUGGAGGUGUGACAUUGUUGCGAGCAGCCGCUAAGAAUCACGAAAGAGUUACCGUCGUGUGUGAUCCUAGCGAUUAUGAUAAGGUCAUUGAAGAGCUCAAACAAACUCGUGACCAUCAAACGUCUUUGGAGACAAGGCAAAAAUUAGCGUUAAAAGCUUUCACACAUACUUCCGAAUACGAUGUAGCCAUUUCGGACUAUUUCCGUAAGCAGUAUUCCGCCGGUCAAUCUCAACUGACUCUGAGAUAUGGUAUGAAUCCCCAUCAGAAGCCAGCUCAGGUUUUCACGACUCGGGACGCUUUGCCCCUGACGACCUUAAAUGGAUCACCCGGCUUCAUCAAUCUUUGCGAUGCCCUUAAUGCAUGGCAACUAGUCAAAGAACUAAAGGAAGCGUUAGGUCUUCCUGCUGCCACUAGUUUCAAACAUGUGUCGCCAGCGGGAGCUGCUGUCGGAUUGCCUUUAACAGAAGAAGAGGCUAAAGUAUGCAUGGUGGUUGAUCUGCUUCCUAAGCUUACACCAGUGGCCAGUGCGUACGCAAGGGCCAGAGGUGCUGACCGUAUGAGUUCCUUUGGAGAUUUCAUUGCUUUAUCUGAUGUUUGCGAUGAAAUCACCGCUAAGAUCAUAUCUAGAGAGGUAUCCGAUGGAAUCGUUGCCCCUGGCUACACGAAGGAAGCUCUGGAGAUACUGAAAAAGAAGAAAGGUGGCAAUUACUGCGUGCUACAAAUGGAUCCCAACUAUGAACCAGACCUUUUAGAAAAGAAAACCAUCUUUGGUCUCACCUUGGAACAGAGACGGAAUGAUGCAAAGAUAACUCGAGAAUUAUUCAAAAAUAUUGUCACUCAGAAGAAGGACAUGCCAGAGAAUGCUAUCAGGGACCUGAUAGUAGCCACUAUUGCGUUGAAAUACACACAAAGCAACUCAGUCUGCUAUGCUAGAGAUGGACAGGUGAUAGGUAUAGGAGCGGGGCAACAGUCUCGCAUCCAUUGCACUCGUUUAGCGGGCGGUAAAGCGGCUCUAUGGUGGGCGCGUAGACAUCCGCGCGUUACCAACAUGAAGUUCCGUACCGGAGUGACGCGCGCAAUCAUAUCUAACGCCAUAGACAACUACGUCAGCGGCACUGUAGGUUCGGAUUUGCCACUAGAUCAAUGGAACACACUUUUCGAAGGCGAACCUCCGGCACUGUUAACUGAACAAGAACGCGAAGAAUGGCUCCGUACGAUGGACAAAGUGGCACUCGCCUCAGAUGCCUUCUUCCCAUUCAGAGACAAUAUCGACCGAGCCGUCCAGUGUGGCGUGCAAUACAUUGGCAGUCCCGCUGGAUCUAACAACGAUAAAGAAGUGAUAGAUGCGUGUAACGAACACAAAAUCACUCUAGCGCACACCAGUCUUAGACUUUUCCACCAUUAA